AUUUGAACUUCGCCAUUACCCUGUAUAAACUCUGUCCGCAGACAAGACGCGCGGAUAUCGCGAAUCGUAAACGAACGACUUUAACAAUACACACACGCAACUAUUUAUAAUGUUGUUAAAAUUAUGCGUUCUAAAUAUACCGCGAUGAUUGCUGCGUCGCCUCUCGCGAGUCAGCCCGAAAUCGCGUCUCGGUUUUUAAGUCUUCAAUGCUAACCAAAUUGAGACGAUGAAAAUUCUACUCGAACCCAUCAAACGCGCGAAACAAUAAUACGAAACAACACAAAGGUGGUCGAGUAUGUUAUCCACCCACCUGGUACUUAUAACUUCGCCUUGCACGUACCAAAUUAGGCUGUGCGCGUGAUCGGGAAUAUUAAACCGACCGAGUAGUGUUGUGGUCUCUAGAAAUGUUGCACGCGCCCGAGCUGAAACGUAGUCAAAGGAGCAACAUAUCAAUAAAUAAGUCGACCAAUCCCGUCCUGACGAGGGAACGCAGCUUCGUGAAACCAAACAAAGAUGCGAUGAAACGACGUAGCCACACGAUGGCGACCAUCAAAGCGGGUAAGCCGACGAUGGAGAUUUACCGACCACCGAACGUACGCACCGAUCUGCCAAACGUUCCUGGAAAGCUCAACGUGCACGCAAAAGAGUUCACGAUGAACGAAAUCAAUCCCUCAAAGUCGAGCGGUAACGUAAACGCAGCCGUGAUGGGUUUCCAACCUGUACCGUUGCAACAUUCUAAAUCGAGCGGAAACAUCUUACGACAUCCCGGAUUUGUACCACUUUUGGCUCACGGUAUGCCGAUUCCGUUGUUACACUCUGCGUCGGCCGCUCACAUUGUGAGCGCGAUGUCCUCCUCUAACUUUCAGUAUCCCGCCGAAUUACUCCCUCAUUCCGUGUUCACGGGCGCCAAUCAGCAACCGAUUUACCGCCAAAGCAACUGGAUUUACGGCAAUUCGCAGCCUCACCAGAUUGCACAGCAUGGUCCGCAGUCGCUGAAGAGGUCGAAAAGCGUCGGAGCGGCGGCCGGCGACGCACAAACUCUGGCCAACAAACUGAAAGAUUUGGUCAGCACCGAGGAAAUCGACUUCAGCGUGUUUUCCGAGCCGCAGCGUGCAGACGUCAAGCAGGCCGUGACGGAUGCGAACAAACUGUCGUCGAGGAUGCUGAUGGAUGUAGUGAAAAUUGUUAUGGAGAAAGUGGUCGAGGGCAUCAAGUACAGCGAGUCGAUUUCGAAACUAUGCAUAGCGAUAAUUAAGGAAGAGAAGAAUCAGACGUUUCUCGAAUCAUUGUUAAACACUUGCCAACAGUGGUACCAGGAACGUGAUAAAAUUCUGAGAGGAAUCAAGGCGGGCGACGGCACGCGGUUUACCGCGUUUAUGUGGUUUCUGACAGAACUCUAUGGUCAAUUGAAGCGGCAACAGAUCAAAGACAGCACGGAAUCGCUUCAGCCGGAACUAGUGUUGCUCUCGGUUUUGGCAAAGUGUUGUCGGGCUUGCGUUGCUCAACCGAUUAGGUGCGCUACCGAGACCGAGUGUUUGUUUUUCGUUCUGACGUCGAUAGGACGCGACAUGGAAGUCGAGAUACCGCAGAUGAUGGAAGAGUUGCUGACGGGCGUGCGGGAUGGGUUUUUGUCAGGCAAUUGUUCGUCGAGCGUGAGGCGAACUUUGCUACAGCUUAUAGAAUUGCAUGCGUCAAACUGGCAGUUACCCGGGUCUUCAGUCUUGUAUUAUUAUCCUAGGAUAAAGUAGUCAGAGAUGAACUAGGUUCUUAUUGUAAGUUUAAUAUUAUCAUUUUGGAUAAGGAUAGUUUUUUCCAUUAAGUUAAAUUUUCCCAUUCGAUUGCUAAUAACAAUUGGGAAUAAUUAUUCUGUUUCCGAGCCUUUGAUUUUGGAAUCAUUUUUGUACCUACCUUUCGAAUGAGAGCAAAACAUGUUUUUUAUUUAAGUGCCUGCAUAUUUAGCGGGUUGAUCGCCCAAAUGUCUUAUAACCAGUAGUAUUACAGAUCACGUUUUGUAGAACAAACUUUUUAACGCAGAAA
Molecule: messenger RNA, 2037 nt
Organism: Cylas formicarius (sweet potato weevil)
Lineage: Eukaryota; Metazoa; Arthropoda; Insecta; Coleoptera; Brentidae
Product: CBP80/20-dependent translation initiation factor
Exons: 1
Coding region: 405-1748 (447 amino acids)
Biological process (GO): regulation of translational initiation
Cellular component (GO): cytosol
Molecular function (GO): RNA binding; translation activator activity; protein binding
Source: RefSeq, a predicted model, not a curated record